CCGCCGGAGAUCGACGUCGACAAGUUGGCCAAGAUCGUCCGGGAGCUGCCGGGCUCGCCGCCGACCGAGGAGGAGAUCCAGACCUUCAUCAAGCUCCUCGACGAGUCCGGCGGGUCCGUGGAGCAGGACGGCAUGGUGAGCUUCGACGAGUUCGCGGACGCGAUCUUGCCGUGGAUCUCGUUCGGCGUCGUCGACGACGACGGCACGGGCGAGCUGUCGCCCGACGAGCUCAAGCUGCUCAUCUGGAUCUCGGGCGGCGACAACACGCCCGAGCCGUCGGCGCAGGUCGUGCUCCAGGCCAUGCGCGGCGUCGACGUGAACAAGGACGGCGUCUUGGUUCGUCUCGAGUGGCUCUGCUACAACAGCGGCUACGACCCGGCGACGGGCGCCAUGAAGUUCAGCAAGGCCGCCAAGGACAUGUUCGCGAAGAUGGACGCCGACGGGUCCUCGGAGAUCUCCGCGAAGGAGAUCAAGGAGAUCUUCGCGAAGGAGAUCGGCGUCGCGCUCGAGAACAUGGAAAGCGAGGCGCACUGCUGCUUCUCCCAGAGCAGCCGCGACGCGCUCCAGGUGCUCAUGAUGAACGCGGGCAACGAGGUCGCGGACCUGAUCGACGAGGACCACAGCGGCAUGAUCGAGUGGGACGAGUUCUACGCGCACAGCGCGACGAUCGCGGCGAAGCAGGAGAAGAUCCGCGAGUACGCCAAGGUCCUCCUGGUCCAGGACAUGCGCGAGCGGCCCGAGGCCCGGAGGCCACGCGCGUCGGUCAUGGUCCGCAACCCCAGCUCCAAGAGCGCGAAGAAGAGCGCGGGCUCGUCGCCGUCCAAGGCCGCGGGCGGCCGCCGCGCGUCCCAGCGCCACAUCGCCAUGAGCAAGGGGCACUAG
This is a messenger RNA of Aureococcus anophagefferens, 882 nucleotides long. RefSeq lists its product as hypothetical. The record is from RefSeq and is a predicted model, not a curated record. The transcript has a single exon. NCBI's taxonomy places the organism in Eukaryota, Pelagophyceae, Pelagomonadales, Pelagomonadaceae. The annotation marks the transcript as partial. Gene Ontology annotation, molecular function: calcium ion binding.